Molecule: messenger RNA, 456 nt
Organism: Seminavis robusta
Lineage: Eukaryota; Bacillariophyta; Bacillariophyceae; Naviculales; Naviculaceae
Source: the annotation of a GenBank genome assembly
AUGCCCCAGUACACUGUGGAAACUGUUGAAAGCGAGGAGGAAAAUGUUGCCUCCUCCUCCCAACUCAAUGAAUCAGCCUUUCUACCCAACUACACACCAACCCAAGGUGGGACUGUAGAUGAUGCCGAAGCUCCGGAUCCUCUUCUUCUUCCAACACAGUUGCCCAGCAGUGAUGACUCUGAUGAUGAUGAGGACGAGGAUGAUUUCGACAACCAAGUGAAUGACGUACGUAAGAAAAAAGCUGCAAAAAGAGCCAAGGAUUGUGCCCAUAGGGCUGGCCACUACGCCGAUUAUCUUAAAACCGGUGGUGGUGUGGCUGAGAAGCCAGUAGAACGUACCACUACUACUACUGAUUAUUGGAACAAUGACACUUCGCACUCUAAUAGUGAAGCAAAAAAGUUUCCUGCGGUGGUUGACUCGUCUAAUGUCACCACAACAAAGAAAGCUCCCCCCUAA